This is a messenger RNA of Penaeus monodon (black tiger shrimp), 1608 nucleotides long. RefSeq names its product actin-85C-like. The transcript has 4 exons. Bases 400 to 1533 code for a protein of 377 amino acids. NCBI's taxonomy places the organism in Eukaryota, Metazoa, Arthropoda, Malacostraca, Decapoda, Penaeidae. The record is from RefSeq and is a predicted model, not a curated record.
UUGCCUGUGUUGCGUUGAUCACUUCGGGGCGAGGUGAGUGAUCCCUUCCCGCAAACGUCGCGGUGAUCAUAACUGGGGAGAAAAGUGCAAGGGCAACGGUGGUCAGGAGAUACGUAGCAACACAAUCAGCUGUGGUCCAAGAGUCUUGCAUGUGUCGCCACUACGCAGCAUGUAGAGGGCAGAUCUCUGGCUAUGUUGUAAAAAACGUAAACAAUGGUGUUGCGCAACAGGUGGCAGAGAAAGCAACACACAGUGCGUCGCUGAGCUCGAGGCAACAGCACGUAUAAAGGGAAGUUCGACUCUGCGUCUCUCAGUCGUCAAGGGAAAAACGGUUUUCGUUAUAUUUCAGAGCCUUGCCGUAAUCGAAUUCCUCUCGCUGUUGCAAAAGAGCUCUUCAAGAUGUGUGAUGAUGAGGCAGGGCUAGCGCUGGUUGUCGACAAUGGAUCUGGCAUUGUCAAGGGAGGAUUUGCCGGAGACGACGCCCCUCGAUGUGUGUUCCCCUCCAUCGUCGGCCGCCCCCGUCACCAGGGUGUGAUGGUCGGCAUGGGUCAGAAGGACGCCUACGUCGGUGAUGAGGCUCAGAGCAAGAGAGGUAUCCUCACCCUCAAAUACCCUAUCGAGCACGGUAUCAUCACCAACUGGGACGACAUGGAGAAGGUUUGGCACCAUACCUUCUACAACGAACUCCGUAUUGCUCCUGAAGAGUCCCCUAUCCUAUUGACUGACGCACCACUUAACCCUAAGACCAAUCGCGAGAAAAUGACACAAAUCAUGUUUGAGGCGUUCCGGACUCCAGGCAUGUACGUUGCCAUCCAAGCUGUUCUUUCUCUGUACGCCUCGGGUCGCACUACAGGCGUUGUGUUCGAUUCUGGCGAUGGUGUCACUCAUACUUGCCCAAUUUUUGAGGGCUAUGCUCUUCCCCACGCCAUUCUGCGUCUUGAUCUUGCAGGCCGUGACCUGACCAACUACUUGAUGAAGAUCAUGACCGAGCGUGGCUACUCAUUCACCACGACCGCUGAGCGAGAAAUCGUCCGUGACAUCAAGGAAAAGCUGUGCUAUGUUGCUCUUGAUUUCGAAUAUGAGAUGAGUUCCGCUUCUGCUUCCUCGGCGCAUGACAAGUCCUACGAGCUCCCUGACGGCCAAGUCAUUACCAUCGGGAGUGAGCGUUUCCGUGCUGCUGAAGCCAUGUUCCAGCCCUCCUUCUUGGGAAUGGAAGCCGGUGGCGUCCAGGAAACCAUCUUUACCUCAAUCAUGUGGUGCGACAUUGACAUCAGAAAGGACCUCUUCAGCAACGCGGUCAUCUCUGGCGGCUCGACCAUGUACCCCGGCUUCGCGGAUCGGAUGCAGAGGGAGAUCUGCGCCCUAGCUCCCGGGCAGAUCAAGGUGAAGAUUGUCGCCCCGCCCGAGCGCAAGUACUCCGUGUGGAUCGGCGGAUCCAUCUUGGGAUCUCUGUCGACCUUCCAGGAGCUUUGGAUCACCAAGGAGGAGUAUUAUGAGGCAGGCCCCGGUAUUGUCCAUCGCAAGUGCUUCUAAAAAGUACUUUAUUCCUUGCUCUCUGUAGCGUUGUGUUCAUAUAGUCGAUAAUAAAUGGCCUUUAUUUUUGUAAAA